Radiomyces spectabilis is the source of this 1856-nucleotide messenger RNA. RefSeq lists its product as uncharacterized. NCBI's taxonomy places the organism in Eukaryota, Fungi, Mucoromycota, Mucoromycetes, Mucorales, Radiomycetaceae. The record is from RefSeq and is a predicted model, not a curated record. Gene Ontology annotation, cellular component: RNA polymerase II transcription regulator complex. The transcript has 4 exons. Gene Ontology annotation, molecular function: DNA-binding transcription activator activity, RNA polymerase II-specific; transcription cis-regulatory region binding. The coding region runs from base 156 to 1739 and encodes 527 amino acids.
UUUCUUCAACGCUUUCUUCCUUAGCUUCUUAACUUUUUCUUUACUUUAUUGCUCCUUCUUGCCUUACUUCCUGGCUUUACUACCACUUCUUUACCCUUUCAAAUUUUCCCCCCUUCAAACUGGCCAUUUUCAAACCAAAGAUUACUGUCCAAGCCAUGUCUGCUACCAACUACGCCUAUGCCAACAUUCCAAUGUACUCUGGUUCUCUUGUUUCCGGGGCCGAGACCUCGACGGCCUCGACUGAUGUGAGCUCUUGUGCAUCUGUCACUGAUCGGUCUUCGCCUUUGCGGGCAAUGGCGUCUGCCUCGUCUCCUUUGGUCUCCCAUUAUCUUGUGGACGAAGCAACCGAUGCUUCGGAUUACAAACGCAAAUGGGAUGACUCGUUCACGGCUGCUGAACGUGAAGCAGCCAGUGCCAACAUUGCCAAAGCUCUUCAUAUCGAGAAUUUUGAAGAUAAUUCAUCCACUUCAUCGCGUGAUGACACCAGUCAAGAAAGCGACGAUGGUCAUAGCAAGAAGCCAGGUAGAAAACCUAUGGCCGAAGAAGAACUCGACGAUGAAGAAGAUCCAAAGGUUAAGCGCAAAGCGCAGAACCGAGCAGCUCAAAGAGCGUUUCGAGAACGCAAAGAACGUUACGUGAAAGAAUUAGAAUCCAAGAUCAAGCAUGUUCAAGACACGCAUUUGUUCGCUACGGCUCAGCUAUUUCAAGAAAACCAACGGUUGCGCUCGGUCAUUUAUCGUCUUGAAACCGAAAAUAUGGCUCUCAAGGGUGUUUCCAUGGCCGGUCCUGAUGAAACCGAUCCAUUGUUCUUCAAGUCAACCUAUCCUGGCUGGAUGCCGCCCAUGUAUGGUUAUCAACCCAUGCUGGUCCCCGCAAUGAGUUUAGACUCGAUUUCAUCUUUCCAUCGACAAACUCAAUCGGACCCAAAGUAUUCUCCUGCCAUGUCUCCGGUGCCUAUUCUUCCUCAACACCCGCUCUCUCCUCAAGAGCCCCACCCAGCAGCACGUCAUCAUUCUUCUCAUCCUUCACACCAACAAUCAAGCCCUUCCAUUCGACCUUCUCCUGUUCCUCAUUCUCACGCCCAACGACGAAUGGUGUCUCAAGACCCUCAGCAAUUUACUUUUUCUAUUACUACUCCCGAUACUUUACGAGCUAUUAAUAAUCAACAACAGUCGGCUUCAUCCCACCGCAAGAACUCCACCGCCUCCACCGAACCUAUUGAACUGGUUCAACUGUAUCCUGACCACAGCCAUCCUGCUACCCAACAUCAAAAGAAACGCCAUGCGUCGCCGGUGCCGCUGGCUAAAGAAGCCAAUUCGCCCGUCCAAGGCAGCCAAAGUGUGGCUUCGAUCGAGAUCGAAGAAGAAGAAGAUAACGACACGGUGCGCAGCAUUUUAAGCGAGCCUGUUUUUGAUUCCCAUGGUGAGCUAAUUUUGCCCGAUGAGGAAUUAAAAAAGGGCGCAUCCUUGCAUGCCGAUACUAUGCUGUCAACGACCACGGGCGAUGCAGGUACCGACGAUCGAGCACGGACGUCCAACCUGACCGCGGCUGCGAAUGAAACACAAAAACAUCACAUCAGUUCGCCUUUAUGGCAACGCUUAAAUCAACAUGCUGGCACGCCGAAAUUUAGUGUGGACCAACUUUUAGAAGCCGUGAAGAAAUCUGCCAAAGGCACUGCCAAUGACCAACGCCUUUUACACGAAUGGGAAAUAGAGACCAUGAUGCAAGAAAUCAAUUAACUUUUUUUGACAUCAUAUGGAUAUGUAUUAUACCGGGCAUGCAUGCCCAUCACAAACAUUUUUUUUUGUUAUUUGUUAUUUAUUAUGUAAAUAAAAUCAUCGUUUUUUACAUCGCCA